AUGGAAAGGAAAUUAUCGUACAAGGAAGAUAACAUUUGUUAUGCCAGUAUUGAUAGAAAGGGAAAAGGCAGAUAUGUGAAAAGGAAGUUAAUCAAAUUAUUGGAGACGGACGAUGAGCCUUCUAAUGCCACCAUUUGUAUAAAUGGAAAAGACAGAGCUCCGAAAAGGCAAAAAUUGGACAGAGAAGAUGACACUUCUGAUGCCACCAUUGACAUAAAUGAAAAGAAAAGAUACAGAAAGGUUCGACCAGCACACUAUACCUUUGAGAUUGAGUCAUUCUCCUCACUUUUGGAGACUAAGGUCGAAAAGUAUGAAACCAAUGAUUUUGAAUCUGGUGGCUACAAAUGGAGAAUGGUUCUUUACCCAAAUGGGAAAAAGAAGGAAGAUGACAAUAGUCACAUAUCAUUAUUCUUGGCAAUGACAGAGCCGGAUGAUGUUUCUCUAGGUUGGGAGGUUAACGUUUCUGUCACCUUUUUUUUGUUCGAUAGAAUUCGCGACAGAUAUUUGGCUGUUCAAGAUGCUGAUAGGAUAGACUGGCGGUUUCAUAAGAUGAAGAUGGAAUGGGGUUUCAUUAAGUUUCUUUCUCAUGACACUUUGCGUGACCCUUCGAAAGGCUUCCUGGUAGAUGAUUGUUGCAUAUUUGGAGUGGAGGUAUUUGUUAUUAAAAGACCUGGUGAAGGAGAGAGUCUUUCAUUCGUCAAAGAACCUGCAAAUGGUCUACAGACUCAGCCGAUUAAGAACUUUUCGAAGCUGAAUGAACCUGUCUGGUUCUCUGAUGUGUUUAUUGUUGAAGGAAUAAAAUGGUAUGUGUUGAUUGUUGUAUUGCUUAAGUACUAUUGUUAUGCUUAG
Messenger RNA from Dovyalis caffra, 849 nucleotides. NCBI's taxonomy places the organism in Eukaryota, Viridiplantae, Streptophyta, Magnoliopsida, Malpighiales, Salicaceae. The record is from the annotation of a GenBank genome assembly.